AUGGCCGAUGAAGCAAACCGAACUGCUUUUAUCGAGAUUCAGAAUCGAAUGAUCGAAACUACAGCUAAAUUGAAGCAGGUGCAGAACCAGAUGCGGAGUAAAGAAGGAGAAAAGAAGCGUGCUUAUCUGACUUUGGAGGAAUUGCGUAUAUUGCCCGAUGAUACAAAUGCAUAUAAAUCAAUAGGGAGAACGUUUGUUUUGGAGCCUAUAUCAAUUUUAAUGAAUGAACAAGAGCAAAAGCUGAAGGAUAGUGAAGCUGCAAUAUCGACUCUGGAGGACAUCGGCGGCAACCCGAGAAGCAUUCCCGAUUUGUUCCAGGCAGAGCAUUAUCACGCGAAAAAUUUUCUUGGCAGUCCGUGGUCUCUUUUUGAAACUUAUAACUGUUUCUAA
Molecule: messenger RNA, 390 nt
Organism: Oldenlandia corymbosa var. corymbosa
Lineage: Eukaryota; Viridiplantae; Streptophyta; Magnoliopsida; Gentianales; Rubiaceae
Source: the annotation of a GenBank genome assembly